Ceratitis capitata (Mediterranean fruit fly) is the source of this 1275-nucleotide messenger RNA. Its product is annotated as serine protease snake-like. The coding region runs from base 71 to 946 and encodes 291 amino acids. The record is from RefSeq and is a predicted model, not a curated record. Gene Ontology annotation, molecular function: serine-type endopeptidase activity. The transcript is spliced from 8 exons. NCBI's taxonomy places the organism in Eukaryota, Metazoa, Arthropoda, Insecta, Diptera, Tephritidae. Gene Ontology annotation, biological process: proteolysis.
UCAAUAUCAAUCCUGUCUAACUCCACGCAACCGGUUUGGCCGCUAUGUAACCACAAUCGCUUAUCUAUCUAUGACCGAGGAUUUACAGAAUAUAUGCGCAGGCGUAUGUAAAUACAAUGAAACAACGGAAUACAUAUGUUGUGCCCAUUUUGAUAAGCCAGCAGAGAAGAGAAUAUCGCAACAUCAAUGUGAGGCAGAUCACAGCAUGUAUGGUGUUAUCAUUCAUGGUACUCAAGCGAAACGGAAUGAAUUUCCAUUUAUGGCAGCUAUCGGCUGGCGUGCUUUAUUUGGCACUAAUAAGAUUUCAUAUAAAUGUGGUGGCGUACUGAUCAGUCGUAAAUAUGUGUUAACAGCAGCGCAUUGUCUGUACCACUCCGAUGAACCACCAAUUGUGGUGCGUCCCGGCGGUUUCGACUUGAAUGAUACGGAGGCGGAGGAUAUUGAAAUCGAUCAAAUUUUCGAACAUCCAGGCUAUAAACAUCCAAGUGUUUACAAUGACAUAGCAAUUUUAGGGUUGAAGGAUGAAUAUUACGCCAAAAGUUUUGACAACACUGCUCCGGCAUGUCCUUGGGCUCUACCAUUGCACGCAGCAAAUGUUACCGCUAUUGGUUAUGGUAAUACGCAAUUUGCUGGCUUAUCAUCGUCUGUUUUAAUGAAGACUAACCUUACAAUCGUAUCCAAUCGAGAAUGUACUCAGUAUUAUGAAACAGAUGGCAUUAUAUACUCUCAAAUAUGCGCUAGCGACCCAGUGAGAUUAAGCGACACUUGCCAGGGUGACUCUGGCGGUCCCCUUAUACUGUACCGAAAUCUCACUGAAUAUCAUUACGAAGUGCCUUACGUAGUUGGUUUAACCUCAUUUGGCAUUGGUUGCGGUACGGGAACACCAGGUGUUUAUACACGUGUAGCCAGCUACAUAGAUUGGAUUGAGAAAAUUGUCUAUUUUUAAGAGAGAAAAAUAAGAUAAGUUAUUUAGCAUUUUUAUUUGGCUGUUAAAGGUUCGUUAAAUUUGAAAUUUCCGCAUAAAAUGACGCGACACGUUUUAUGCAGUCACCAAAUUGCUUAGUGUGAUGUCACCGCAAAAACAGCUUGGGGCACAGAUGCAUCCUCCAUACGUUAUGUAGUUCCAAAUACCUAAUGUUUGAUGGCGUAACAAAGGUCAAAUGUUAUUACAAAGCUUGUGACGCCUGCGCGUUUGCACAGCUAGUAUGUCACCGAAUCGCUUACGUACAUAUACAUAUACAUAUGAAUGUAAAUAUGUAAUAUUGGUCUUAGCAA